Salmo salar (Atlantic salmon) is the source of this 2738-nucleotide messenger RNA. Lineage: Eukaryota; Metazoa; Chordata; Actinopteri; Salmoniformes; Salmonidae. The record is from RefSeq and is a predicted model, not a curated record.
UACAUUAUAAUACAGUUGAUAUAUUUUACACCUGAGUUGAGAUAUGAUUAACAUUUUGACACUUUUGCAGACUUCAGAGAGAAGGAGAGAGGGGGGAGAUACAGAGAAAUAGUGUCACAGAGAGAGAGUGUCACAGAGAGAGAGAGAGAGAGAGAGAGAGAGUAACAUGCCUUUACCUCAGAAAGUCAGUUACCUCAUCACAAAUAUCAACAUCAAUAUCAAGUUGUCCUCUGUAGCUCCGUUGUGUAGCAUGAGGAUAGAGGGAAAAAAUGUAUGCACGCAUAAGAGUCGCUUUGGAUAAAAGUGUGGCAUUUUUUGGCAUAGAAAAGCCUGUAAAUGGAUAGCAACACAGACGUGUGUCAUUAGAGUGGAGAGGCUUGAACUUAGAUAAUGAUGCUAAUGAGAACCACAAUGGUGGAGUCCUGUGAUGGGGCAGAUGAAUGGACCAGUGGGAGGGGUAAGAACCCUAAUUGACAUGUAAAGGUGGUUAUUUUAUAACACAGAGGGAGGUCAACUGACCAUUCUCAAUGUUGAUUACAGGAGGUUGUUGUAUUCAUCAAUCUUUAUUCCAAAAUCACAACCAAAGUAUGUAUCAUCUAGGGUUGGUAAAUUGGUAAACAACAAAUAACAUUGAGAAUUACUGUCUUGUCAGUCUUGUUAACAUCCGUCAAUUGAAUAGAGGACUGAUACUGUCAGUCACCACUUUGGGCUCAUAUUGUGUCCACACAGGUGUUCACACUGGGGUUCACACUUUGGUUCACACUGGGGUUCAGUCAGUCUCAGCCAGGUCUGCCCCAGCCCAGGAUAAUAAACUAGCCAGACACGCUCCCUCCCUCACAGUCCCAGCCAAGGCAAGGCAGCCACAGGAUCAUGGCUCACAGCCAAGACAGGGACAUGAAAGGUGUUUGGAAAGGGGCUUUUUUUCUCCCUGCUCCUUCCUUUGCUCUCUCUGUGAGAGGAGGCUGUCAUGUCGGUGUGAAACGCAUAUGGCCGCCGUCCAGAACAGCGGGGUCUUUCCGUGCCGCCAUACUGAACCUACACAUCUGGUCCUGGUUUUCUGACUGCAACAGAGACAAGCUGUACUGAGAAACAACAGUGAAGGAACAAGGAGAUGUGCAGAAGGGAAGUGAAGGAUGAGCAGGUCCUGAACCAUAAGAGCCCCCUACAGGUGGUACUGCUACCAGAGGAGAGGGAGAGCUCCAUCCACGUUCCAUUCAGACAGCCCAGGAAGAGAAACUGCCAUGUUGAUGACACAGAGUGCACCGUGGUGUUGGAGGAUGACACUCGGCAAGAGAGGGUUUUCACACUGUAUCACUUUGACAACAACGGUAAAGUCACCAAGCAGGAUAUGUGCAGUCUCAUGCAGUCCAUCUAUGAGGUGGUUGAAGCGUCGGCCAAGCAGCCGUCAUGUAGCAGCACAGCCCUGAAGGUCAAACUGGUGUUAAGCCCCUCCAGCAGCUCUGGCCGGGGCUCCAGAACAGGUGACAGAAUGGAGGUCCAGCAGGAGGAGGCUGGGAGCCCAGAGAGGAUUUUUCACUGUGUGGAUGAAAACACAGAACGCAGGAAUCACUACUUAGACCUAGCUGGGAUAGAGAACUAUUCCUCCAAGUUUGACAAUGCAGACGCCCCCUCUCAAGAGCCCGGAGUGGACGCACGCUCAGACCAGCAGCACCGCUCAGAGUUGGUAGGGGAGAACUGCGGUGCAACUGAGUCCAGAGGUAGGGGCCUCUCCUUCAACAGGUCUCUCAGGGGCCACGUCAAGGCAGUGGGGAGAGACAGAGGAGGUGGAGGAGGAGGAGGGGGAGGACAUGGGGGUAAAUCAAGCAAGCUCCAUGGCCACCAGGCCUCCAUGUGGUGCCACUCCUCCCAGCCACACUCCCAGCCCCAACUCCCCUUACAGCACAGCCACAGUAAGAGGCUUCGCUCCAGGGCCAGAGAAGCUGGGUCCCCCUCCAGAACCCUCCACCACCUACACCAGCCUGCUUCUCAAGCUCAGCCAGGGGGAGAGAGGGAGAUGCUGCCCAGCCUGCCUGCCUCGUCUGGGGGCUUGGUCCCCCUGGCUCAGAGGCAUGAGCACCACCACGAGCACCAUCACCACCACCACCAUCACUACCACUACCACCCCCCGGCAUGACUGCAGUCUGCACUCCACUCAGGGAUACAGAGACUGAGAGAAACACCUCCCUGUGGUUUAGCCUAUAGCUAGGGCCCUGAGCCAUUCCUGGUCAGGUCAGGUGGGCCUUAGAUAUAGUAUAGGGUUGUGGGACACCACCACUCUCCAUGCUAAGGAGUAAUAGCAACUCCGUACAAAAAGGAACUGUUAUGCCUUGUAUUGAUAACUGAGUUUCAUGUUGAAUGUGCCAUGUUGAAUAUGCUACUCACCUUUGGAAGCCCUCUAAACUGAUGUUUCUUCUCAGGUCUCUAUAGUGCAGGUUGCUGAGGGGAGAACAGCUCAUAAUAAUGGCCGGAAUGGAGCCAAUGGAAUGGCAUCAAAGACCUGGAAACCAUGUGUUUGAUAUAUUUGAUACCAUUCCACUGAAUCCCCUCCAGUUAUUACCACAAGCCCGUUCUCCCCAAUUAAGGUGCCACCAACCUCCUGUGAUUACAACUUACAUUUAAUAUAAUGAAUGAAUACCUUCAUUAAGGCAAAGGUUUAAACAGAUCCAUCCCUGUAUUAGAGUUUAUGCAGUAUGUUUUGUAUUGUCUGUAUUUUGAUGUAUUAAAGCAUGAUCAACUUU